AUGGAAAUAAAGCCUCUCAUGAUGUGCUUGGCUGCUGCACUCAUGGCAGUAUGUCAUGGUUGUGCUACAGGAAAGGAGUUCAUCACAACAUUUCUUCCUAACUACCUGCGUACUGCUGAAAAAGACCACCAUCUCCAUGUGGUUUUGACUGCUCACAGGUCUGAAGCCAGUGUUCAUAUACAGGUGGCUUCAGUGGAUUUCUCCAGGCAGCUGACCCUGUCUGCAGGUGAAAGCCGGUGGGUUUCUCUUCCAUGUGGAUCUGAGCUGCAAGAGCAGUUUGUUACUCCAAACUCAGCAGUACGAAUCUCAUCUAGUGCUGAAAUCUCUGUGGUCUCUUUCAACCGUCGCCACGCCACAGGAGAUGGCACAGUGGUUUCCCCAACAGCAGAGCUUGGUACUGACUACUUUGUGUUCACACCCUCAGGAAGCAUUAAGCACAUGGACAGGCUACUGGCUAUCGUUAAUGGCAAUAGCUACAACCAGAUCACCAUCUUACCUGGUGCUGAUUUGUAUCUAAGAGGUGGAUCUAGGUGGCAGCGUGGAAAAGCAGUGACUUUUAUCCUGGCACCCUAUGAAUCCUACCUUGUACGAAGUCAUACAACCUUGACAGGCAUGCGGAUUCAAUCUCAGAAUCCUGUAGCGGUCUUGGCAGGCCACCAGUGUCUGUCUUUGGGUUCGAAGUGUGAACAUGUGUAUGAACAGCUUCCUCCUUUGGCAAGCCUUGGUAAAGAAUACAUGGUACCCACGACCAGCAACUGUAAGGCCACAAACUGGGCAGUGAUAGUAGCUACUGAAGACAACACUGAGGUGACACUGCACAAGGGAAAACUCUUAAGCAAACAGAAACUAAGGAUGGCGGGAGAUGUCACCUUGCAGAAAGUGAUCUUCAAACAUCCACUGGUUCUCAAGAGUGACAAGAAAGUAAUGGUGCUGCUUCUUAGCAACAAUAAACCAAAUGACCCUUUUCUGAUAACGCUGACUCCUACCUGCAAGCUUGCUACUGAUUGGGCAGUUGAGACAGUGGGCGGGAUUCCCAGUACUGUUGCCAUCCUGUCAGAGAGGGAGGGGGCAGGUAGUGUGAAGGUGUGUCUUAAGGCUCGGUGCCAUUCACCUAAGUGGAGAAGCUUCUUGUCAGAUAAGCGCUGGGUGUGGUCCAAUGUACCAGUGGGGAAAGAACAGAGUCAUGUGACAGUGGAAGGUGAUGCCCGUAUGGCAGUCUACAUCUAUGGUGGGAAAUACCGCCAUGCGUAUGGCAUUGCUGGAAUUUGUUCUAAAGGUCACUCCACCCCUGCACCACCCACUGAUCCAUGUGAACAGGUAAAAUGUCGAAUAAAGGAACGCUGUGUGAACGGAGCAUGUGUCCAUAUUUCCACGGCAACCUGCCGUGUGAUAGGUGACCCACACUACUUGACAUUUGAUGGCCGACGCUAUGACUUCCAGGGUUCCUGCACUUACAUUAUGGCAACAGUUGCAAAGACGGCAUCUGACAUUCUGCCUUUCACUGUGAUGACCAAGAAUGACCACAGAGGUAAUCGGCGAGUUUCAUUUGUGAGGACUGUAACUGUCAGUGUUCACAAGCAGACGAUUGUCAUUGGUGGAAAUAGAAGACAAAUACAGGUGAAUGGAGAACUCCAGUACUUGCCUGUCAGUUUGUUGGGUGGCCAGGUCUCGGUAAAGCAGAGUGGAGCCUAUGCUUUCCUCAACACUGACUUUGGUCUGACUGUAAAAUAUGACUGGAACAUGAGGCUGUAUAUCACAGUGCCAUCCUCCUACUAUCAACAUCUCAGAGGCCUCUGUGGAAACUACAAUGGAGACAGCAGAGAUGACCUGCCUGAACCAAGAGGCUCCCAUUUCUCAGCUGUGCUGAAGAUGAUCCAGCAGUGGAAAGUGAAUGAUUCUGAUUUGUUCUGUCAUGAUAACUGUGCUGGUCGCUGCCCCACAUGUUCACUGCAGCAGCAGGCCCACUUCCGCCAACCCAAACUCUGUGGGAUUCUGACAAUGGCAGAUGGACCAUUUUCAGCCUGCCACGAAAAAGUUGACCCCACUUUGUACUUGGACAACUGUGUUUAUGAUGUCUGUGUCAAUAAAGUCCUUUCUUGUCCAGCAGGUAGCCACUAUGAGGCGUGUGGUUCAGCUUGCCCUGGCUCCUGUGUGUCCCCAGACAGUGAAGCGCAAUGUAAAACACCCUGUGUGGAGGGAUGCCAGUGUAAUGAAGGACUGGUGCUUAGUGGAGACAGAUGUGUUUCUAAGUCUAACUGUGGAUGUCAGUAUCUGGGCAGAUAUUAUCCAUCAACCACUAUUUUCUGGGGUGAUAACACCUGCACCACCAGGUGUCAAUGCCUUAAUGGGAAAGCCAAGUGCACAUCAGUUACCUGUAUGAAGAACGAGCACUGUGCCUUGAAGGGGGGUGUAAGGGACUGCUACCCAGAAUCCUACGCAUCAUGCCAGGGCACUGGAGACCCCCACUACCGAAGCUUUGACAAUCGGAGAUUUGAUUUUCAGGGCACUUGCACCUAUAUCCUGUCUCAGCUCAUCAAGGGAUCAGAGCAGAGCCUGGUACCUUUCCAAGUGCUGGUCCAAAAUGAGAACAGAGGGUCUAACAAGGCUGUGUCCUUCACCAAGACUGUCUCUAUUAGUUUAUUUGGUAACUUCACUGUCAGCAUGAGUCAUACCAGUCCAGGACAGAUACUGGUAAACACUCAGUCAGUGAACCUGCCCUACUCCAUGGAAGAUGGCAAGCUUUCCUUGUUCAGGCGGGGUUACUUUGGCAUUGUGACAACAUAUUUUGGUUUGACGCUCAGGUUCAACUGGAACAGCCACAUCAGCUUGACUUUACCCAGUUCAUACUCUAGUUCUACAACUGGAUUGUGUGGAAAUUACAAUGGAAAACCUGCUGAUGACUUACUUAAAUCUGAUGGCACCCAGGCUAAGAACAUAAAUGCUUUUGGACACAGCUGGAAGGCAGGGGGAGAUCCUGGCUGCACUAGUGACUGUCCUAAUGGUAAAUGUCCUGAGUGUGAGCCUUCACUGCUACUGCAUUACCAACAGGGGCGCUACUGUGGCAUCAUCGCUGACAAGUCUGGACCGUUUAGGCAGUGUCACAGUAAACUGGACCACACCCCCUUCCUCAGAGACUGUGUUUUUGAUUUGUGUAUGUACCAAGGCCAUGCCUCUGCCCUAUGCAACAGUCUGUCAGCUUUCAGCACCUUUUGUCAAGAAGCAGGAGCUACAGUGGAGAGUUGGAGAACUGAACAGUUUUGUCCUCCAUCAUGUGGUGCAAACAGUCACUAUGAGCUGUGUGCGUCUCCCUGCCAACUGACCUGCAGUGGUCUUACGCCCCCAGAGGGCUGUGACGCCAGUGCUUUCUGCACAGAAGGCUGCGUGUGUGAUGAUGGAUUCAUGCUGAGUCAUGACAGCUGUGUACCUCUAGCAGAGUGUGGUUGUCAGUAUGAAGGACAGUAUUAUCAAAAUGGACAGGUGUUCUAUCCAGGAGAGUCCUGUAACACUCGUUGUGUUUGUUCAGAUGGUGGAAAAAUACAGUGUGAUCCUAAAUUCCGUUGUUCAACCAAUGAGAAGUGUGUUGUGAAACAGGGUUUUGCCUAUUGUUCUCCCAGAAGUGUUGGUUCCUGUUCUGUGAGUGGGGUCCAAACAGUCAGGUCCUUUGAUGGACAGGAAUAUCCCCUGUGGGGAAACUGUGUGUUCAAAUUGUCAGAAGUGGAGGAGAAGGAAGAAGGGAUGGCAGCCUUCUCUAUAUUGUUACAGCAGCAAACCCAUAAGGAUGAUAGCCUCUCUCGCAGUGUUGAGCUCCUAGUUUAUGACAUGGAAAUUACUAUGGAGACUGGGGUUGUGUGGGAGAUUAAGGUUGAUGACAUUAGAGUCCCCCUUCCUGUGUCGCUGGCUGAUGGAAAAGUACGGGCACAUCAAAAUGGCAUCAACAUCCUCAUUGAAACUGACUUUGAUCUGACGCUGUCCUAUGACACUGUGGCAUCUGUUUUCUUACAAAUCCCAUCGACCUAUCGCAACUCAACUAGUGGUCUCUGUGGCAACUAUAAUGGUGAACUGUAUGAUGACCUGGCAUUAGCCAGUAAGAAGCCAGCAGACGUAGCAGCGGUAUGGGUAGUAAAGAAGGACAACACUACUUGUGAGACCAGCUGUGGGGCCAGUUCCUGCCCUGACUCAGAUGGACAAAAGGUCCCAGAAGCCAAAAAGGCCUGUGACAUCAUCAAAGCUCAGCAAGGCCCAUUUGCAGGCUGCCACUCAACAGUGCCACCCCAGCCAGAUUAUGACGCUUGUGUCAGGGAGCUAUCCACAGGUAAAAGGGGUGCAGAGGUCCUGUGCCGUCACAUCCAGAAUUAUGUUACCGCCUGUCAACUAGCUGGUGCCAAGAUAAGCAAAUGGAGGAGCGACAGCUUCUGUGCUGUGACGUGUCCAGCAGGGAGUCACUAUGAGCUGUGCGCCACUGCCUGCUCCUCCACAUGCUACUCUCUGCAGAGGUCAGAGCCCUGCCCAGUGUGCCAGGAGGGCUGCCAGUGUAAUGACGGCCUCAUGUCUGAUGGAGUCCACUGUGUUCCUGUGGCGAACUGCGGCUGUGUAGUGGAUGGACAAUAUUAUAAGUCGGGUACAACAGUAUUCCUGGAGAACUGCUCAGAGCGCUGUGUCUGCCAGUCUGGACAGUUCAGCUGCAACUCCACAAGCUGUCAGAAGGGGGAGGAGUGUCAAAACAAGGAUGGAACAGUUGGCUGCUAUUCCACAGACCCUUGUUCUGAGGUUGAAUGCAGGGUUAAGGAGCACUGUGAGGCAUCAGAAGGCCAAGGAGUGUGUAUUCCUGAUUCCAAGGCCUUAUGUUGGGCUUUUGGUGACCCACACUACACCACAUUUGAUGGCUGGAGCUACUCAUUCCAGGGAACCUGCACUUACAUCCUUGUCAACACCACAGGUCUUGAUCCCUCCCUGCCAGAAGUAACUGUGACUACUAAGAAUGAGCUCCGUGGUAACGCUGAAGGUUCCUUUGUACGUUCAGCUACUGUGGAGAUGUUGGGCUACCAUAUAACCAUUCCAAGUGAUGACAGGGGAGUGGCUAUUAGCAGCUAUGCUAAAUACUGCUACAGGAAGCUGACAAAAGCUGCUUUGACUGGAGCCAAGAAGUUAAUCUGGUGUGUUGUCAAGGAGACUGGCUGUGGCUGUAACCAUGAUGGCCAAUAUUACCUGCCCGGUGAGGUGUUCUGGGCUGACACAAAGUGUGACAAGAAGUGUGUGUGUGAUGCAGCAACACAAAAGGUGCAAUGUGAGCGGACUGCCUGUCGAACCGGACAGAUAUGCAGUGUCAUAGAUGGAGUCCGAGGCUGUUACCCAAUCAGCUUUAAGAUUUGCACUGCACGCGGAGAUCCACACUUCUACACCUUUGAUGAACGCAAGUUUGACUUUCAGGGCAACUGUGUCUACAAGCUGGCCAGUGUGUGUGGAAAUAGCAACGGUCUGACGCACUUUGAUGUGAACCUGGAAAAUAACAACCGUGGCAACAAAAGAGUGUCAUACGCUAAAGUGGUGACUGUUAAAGUCUAUGGCAACACCUACACACUUUCACUGGACUAUCCAGGCAAAGUACUGGUAGAUGGGCUUGAAAAAUCUCUACCAUUCUCAUCCAAUCAAUCACUGGUCCAGGUUUAUCACAGACACAGACUGGCUGUCCUUGAGACAGAAUUUCUUAAGGUCUCCUUUGACUUCGCGAGUGCAGUGAGGGUGGAGCUGGCAUCUAGUUAUCAAAAUACAACCUGUGGUCUCUGUGGAAACUUUAAUGAUGAUCCUGCUGAUGACCUUAUGCUGCCCAAUGGACAGCUGGCUUCCAAUGCCAAUGAGUUUGGAGUGAGCCAGUGGCUGGCAAACGUAAAGGGCUGCUCCCAUGAGUGUAAAGACUGUGCUCAGCCUCUCCCUCCUGACUUCACACCACCAAGCUACACAUCAGUUUGUGAUGUUAUAACAGCAAAGGAUGGACCCCUGGCUGACUGUGUUGGCCGAGUAGAUUCCAGGCAGUACCACGACGACUGUAUCUAUGACAUGGUGUUUAAUGAUGACAAACAGAAAGCAGCUUGUGACAUCAUCAGCGACUAUGUGGAAGAUUGUCAGAGAAAAGGAGGCUGUGUGAAGUCAUGGAGGACGAGACACUUCUGUUGUAAGUGCUUUGUAAAUGUGUAUUUGGGACAGCAACGGGACCAGCCUAAUUGCCCAGAAACCCUGGAUCCAAGCGAUGAGACCACAGACACAGAGGUUAAUGAGGAAGAGGACCUGGGAGUUCUGGAUGACCAGCGAAGCAUCAUCAUUCACCUCCUUUCCCAGCUCAAACUGGGCAUGGACCUCACACGGGUUUCUAGCAGCACAGAAGCAUGA
This is a messenger RNA of Morone saxatilis (striped sea-bass), 6384 nucleotides long. Its product is annotated as IgGFc-binding protein-like. The transcript has 33 exons. The record is from RefSeq and is a predicted model, not a curated record. Lineage: Eukaryota; Metazoa; Chordata; Actinopteri; Moronidae. Gene Ontology annotation, molecular function: protein binding. Bases 1 to 6384 code for a protein of 2127 amino acids.